Haliotis rubra (blacklip abalone) is the source of this 3087-nucleotide messenger RNA. RefSeq names its product F-box/LRR-repeat protein 4-like. Gene Ontology annotation, cellular component: SCF ubiquitin ligase complex. The coding region runs from base 1 to 1968 and encodes 655 amino acids. The record is from RefSeq and is a predicted model, not a curated record. Gene Ontology annotation, biological process: SCF-dependent proteasomal ubiquitin-dependent protein catabolic process. Lineage: Eukaryota; Metazoa; Mollusca; Gastropoda; Lepetellida; Haliotidae. Gene Ontology annotation, molecular function: protein binding. The transcript is spliced from 19 exons.
AUGGCGUCAAAACAAGACGAUCCUCUCAAACACCUGCAAGAUUUAAACGUUAUUCAACACUACGCCAAAGAUGUUGUUGAUUUCAGUUCUCAGUACGGAAGUGAAACAAGCAUUUCCUACACUGCUUGUAACUUGUCAGGGAAAUCAAAUAUUUACCCGGGCUAUGGAGAUUUUACUCAAGCGUGCGUGUUUAGGACAUAUGGCCCUUGGUGGCGCCAGGCUCCAUCUGCCUGUAGAGUGUACAAGAAGACACGAAGAGCGUACUGCAGUAUGGAUUUCAUAGAAUUAUCAUUUGAGCAGAAAGUGUAUCCGAUUCGACUGGAUGUGUACGAGACCUACCAUCCUGGAGCAGUGGUCAAGAUAAUGGCAUGUGAUACAACAGCUGGUACUGAUGUAGACACGGGAAAAGUCACAUGGGUGACUCUGUGGUCGGACACUCCCACACAGAUAGAGAUGCGACCACGAGUCUUCUCUCCACCUCUCAACACUGUCAACUUUGCUACAGACCUGAUCCGCCUGGAGCUAUGUCAUGAGAAGCUGCAGUACUACACCGAGCUGGAUGCCGUUAUCAUCCUGAUCCGCCUGGAGCUAUGUCAUGAGAAGCUGCAGUACUACACCGAGCUGGAUGCUGUUAUCAUCCUGAUCCGCCUGGAGCUAUGUCAUGAGAAGCUGCAGUACUACACCGAGCUGGAUGCUACAUCUGUAUUCUUGUUAAACCGUGUGAUAUCUGUCUAUUGCAGCCUGAUCCGCCUGGAGCUAUGUCAUGAGAAGCUGCAGUACUACACCGAGCUGGAUGCUGUUAUCCUACAGGGUAUCUCUGACAAGGAUCAAUACCAGGCCUGGGCAGCUACCAACAAGAUUCUCACCCAAUCCUUGGAGAGGCUGGAGCUGAGAGACACACAUGUCACAGAGACAACCAAUGAGAGCUGGAAACCUGUACUGAAUGGAUACUUCGGUUGUUUACCUGAGGAGGUCAUUCAGCUCAUCCUGAGUUAUCUGGACACACCCUCUAUAUGUUGUGCCUCUCAGACAUGCAAGUUGCUGCGACAGCACUGCUACGACCCCCUUCUGUAUACUGAGGUCAACCUGCAGCCACACUGGCCCCAGGUAUCGGAUGAGGUGUUAGACAGUCUACAGUGUCGGUGUUACAUGAUACAGAGGCUCAACCUGUCCUGGUGUGGCAAGAACGGCCCGAUCUCCACUAUAGCAUUAACAAGAUUUCUUGGUGUCUGUGGGCAGACAUUGUCCAGUUUGGGUCUGUCUUGCUGUCAGUUUGUGACUGGUGAAUAUCUUAGCCUGAUCGCAGAAAACUGUCCGCAACUUACAGUGCCUGUGUCAAAGAAAAUUACAUUUUGCAUGAUGGAACUGACCAAGAUUACCAAGCUGCAGAAGUUGAAUCUGUACCGAACCUUCGUGGAACUGACCCCACUUCUCAACAUCAUAUAUUCCUGUCCCGAUCUCCAGCACCUAAACAUCGGCUCCUGUAGCCGCAUCUCCAGUCACGACGAUGUUGCUGCUGCUCUGGGGAAGUUCUCAAAGAAACUACGAUCUCUUGAUCUCUGGCGUUCUCGAAAGAUCUCAUACAUCGGACUUCAAGCUAUUGCAAACAACUGCUUUGAAUUGGAGGAGCUGGAUAUAGGCUGGUGCACUGACCUCCACUCCAGCACUGGGUGUCUCGUCAGCCUAGUGGAGAAGUGUAAGAAACUACGCAAGCUCUUCCUCACUGCCAACAGGACUGUAUGUGAUGUGGACCUUCUGGCCAUAGCUAAGAACUUGGCCAAUCUGGAACAGCUGGACAUUCUGGGCACAAGGGAGGUAACAGCUGAUGCAGCUGUAAGGGUGCUGGAGAACUGUAAGAAGCUGCGGUUCUUCGAUGUGUCAUUCUGUGCCGGCCUGGACAACGUGGUCGUGGAAGGCUGGAGGAAAGUCUACCCCAACAUUGCAAUAAAGAAGAGUUUCCAGUCCUAGAUUUCUACCUCACUACUGGCAAAACAGAGCCAUCUUAAACCUCGUGUAUGCUCUUAAAUUCCUUGUUAUUUUGAUUUUUCCUAUGAUGUUAUACCUUGAAAGUAUUACACUGUCAGCAAGACAUCUUAAUUAAACAGAGAUUUAUGUUUAACUCAGCUAUCCAUGACCAAAACAGAUCUUAGAAAUGAAAUAGUCUAUGCUUAUUUACAUCUCUACUCUGUCAGUGAAGUAGAGCAAGUUCCACGAUGGUCUUGUUGGUUAAUUAUGUGUUGUAUAAAGAGUUUUACUCUUGAGUGUGUUCAGUGAAACCUUUAUAACUCAAUGUCAUCAGGUAGGGCUGGGACGGGUAGGAAAAAAUGGAAUCGAGUACCCAAAUGUACUUACUCGAAUCAGAAUCGAGUACCCAAAUGUACUUACCCAAAUCGGAAUCGAGUACUCGGAAAUGUAAGGAAUACACAGCGCUUCAGUCAACUUUCUGAAUAUUCAAUCACAAUUUGACAGAGUAUUAUAGAAAACUUGAAUAGAUGGCAAUACAACAUUAAAACUGUUCUUAGGCUUUAUCUGUAUAAUCAAUAUAAAGCUGUUGGCAUCCUUCUGUCUCGUGAGACAAUGGUGAAUCUGCACCCAGGUCAAUCUGUGGUCGUGUUGCAGUGCCGGCUGUGGCUGUAGAGUCUGAUGCGGGAUCGGCAGCUCCGCUGACACUUCCUGCAGGUGUUCAGCAACAUGAAAUCUUCUUGUCGUUUUCAUAAAACCUUGUGUCCGACAGCGGUCGCCGUGCUAGCAGUAAGUGCGGUGUUACGUAACGCCCUCUAACACCAAGGAAGAUAACUCUUCACAUCACAGUCAAACACCUAAGUCAUGGGUUGGUCAAAGGGAGGCAACUCUUGACGUACUGUUAAAAUCAGUAUAACUCUAACCUAAAACUAUACUUCCACUAAUCGGACAAUACUAAUGAGGUAAAUGUGUGUUACUUCAAUAAUGAAAAAGACAAGUUAUUAUCUGCCCUUGUCAGUACAGAGUUCUCUCCCUUUCCGUGUACUUGAUUCCUAGAAAUAGGACUCGAAUCCAGAUGUACCCUACCCGGAUUCGAGUACGCGAGUAUCCGUCCCAGCCCUAUCU